AUGUCGCCCAAGGACGACAAGAAGAAAGACACCAGAAAGUUGGCCAAGAAGGACGGCGCCGGGAGGCCCCUUGCCCAGCCGGGCGGACCUCGGGGCGGGCGCGAGCAUUGCAUCUCCCAUGUGCUCCGCUGGUGGGGUUCGGGUGGGGUUCGCGGGAGAACAGUACUAGGGGAGAAUGGGGCACCUGGAGGACCUCGCCGCAUUCCCGCUUUUCUACUACAGCCGCCCAAGGACGACAAGAAGAAGAAAGACGCCGGAAAGUCGGCCAAGAAGGACAAAGACCCAGUGAACAAAUCUGGGGGCAAGGCCAAAAAGAAGAAGUGGUCCAAAGGCAAAGUUCGGGACAAGCUCAAUAACCUGGUCUUGUUUGACAAAGCUACAUACGACAAACUCUGCAAGGAAGUUCCCAACUCUAAGCUCAUAACCCCAGCUGUGGUUUCUGAGAGGCUGAAGAUCCGUGGUUCUCUGGCCAGGGCAGCGCUUCAGGAACUGCUUAGUAAAGGACUUAUCAAACUAGUUUCAAAGCACAGAGCGCAAGUAAUUUACACCAGAAAUACCAAGGGUGGAGAUGCCCCAGCUGCUGGUGAAGAUGCAUAAACAGGCACAACCAACUGUACAUUUGGAAAAAUAAAAUUUAUUAAGCCAAA
This is a messenger RNA of Tupaia belangeri chinensis (Chinese tree shrew), 647 nucleotides long. It is a transcript of the gene RPS25, whose product is annotated as ribosomal protein S25. The transcript has 4 exons. The record is from RefSeq and is a predicted model, not a curated record. NCBI's taxonomy places the organism in Eukaryota, Metazoa, Chordata, Mammalia, Scandentia, Tupaiidae. Bases 1 to 597 code for a protein of 198 amino acids.